This is a messenger RNA of Molossus molossus (Pallas's mastiff bat), 2346 nucleotides long. It is a transcript of the gene RHAG, whose product is annotated as Rh associated glycoprotein. The transcript is spliced from 10 exons. The coding region runs from base 72 to 1361 and encodes 429 amino acids. Gene Ontology annotation, cellular component: plasma membrane. The record is from RefSeq and is a predicted model, not a curated record. Gene Ontology annotation, molecular function: ammonium channel activity. Gene Ontology annotation, biological process: ammonium transmembrane transport; ammonium homeostasis. Lineage: Eukaryota; Metazoa; Chordata; Mammalia; Chiroptera; Molossidae.
AGCCUCUCUGUGUUUAUCAACCCCGCACAGUCUGUGAAGCCUGCAGUGAGCCUCUGUCCUUGGCCACAAACAUGACGUCCCCAUUCCCUUUCCUGGCCAUUAUUCUGGAGGUUGCCAUUAUUGCUUUAUUUGGAUUAUUUGUUGGGGAUGAACAGGAUCAGAACAAUUACCAGCAACCCAACAGCACCAAGUCAACGGCUGUGGACGGAUUCCUUGAGUUAUACCCUCUGUUCCAAGAUGUGCAUGUUAUGAUAUUUGUUGGAUUUGGCUUCCUCAUGACCUUCCUGAAGAAAUAUGGCUUCAGUAGUGUGGGCAUCAACCUGUUGAUUGCUGCUCUGGGCCUCCAGUGGGGCACUCUUGUUCAGGGGUUCCUGCACAGCCGCGGAGAGAAAAUUCACGUCGGAAUCAAAAACAUGAUAAAUGCAGACUUCAGUACAGCCACAGUUCUCAUUUCUUUUGGAGCUGUCCUGGGAAAAAUAAGUCCAUGCCAAAUGCUGAUUAUGACGAUCAUAGAAAUUGCUGUCUUUGCUGCUAAUGAACAUCUGGUUACUGAGGUAUUUAUGGCCUCUGACAUUGGAGCAUCCAUGACGAUUCAUGCCUUUGGGGCCUACUUUGGCUUGGCUGUAGCAGGCGUCUUAUAUCGACCAGGCCUGAGAAGGGGACAUGAUAACAAUGAGUCUAUGUACCACUCGGAUUUGUUUGCAAUGAUUGGGACUCUUUUCUUAUGGAUAUUUUGGCCCAGCUUUAAUUCAGCCCUCGCUGAAGCUGGAGACAAGCAGCACUGGGCCAUAGUGAACACGUACUUCUCUCUUGCCGCCUGUGUGCUCACAGCCUAUGCGUUCUCCAGCCUGGUUGGCCACCGAGGCAAGCUCGAUAUGGUGCACAUUCAGAACGCAACCCUGGCUGGAGGAGUUGCUGUGGGCACUUGUGCAGACAUGGCCAUUCACCCUUACAUUUCUAUGAUCAUUGGGAGCAUUGCAGGAAUGGUGUCUGUGCUUGGAUUUAAGUUUGUGACUCCACUUUUUGCUACUAAACUGAGGAUCCACGAUACAUGUGGGGUCCACAGCCUGCAUGGUUUACCUGGUGUGAUAGGAGGCCUCGCAGGCAUUGGGGCAGUAGCCUUGGAGGUGUCUAACAGGUCAACCCCAGCUAUGCAAGCCGCUGCUCUAGGUUCUUCCAUCGGAACAGCAGUUGUUGGAGGGCUGAUCACAGGUCUAAUUCUAAAGAUACCUAUCUGUGGACAGCCACCUGACGAAAACUGCUUUGAUGAUUCCGUCUUUUGGGAGGUCCCUAGGUGGAGAGAACAGGAUGUUCGUUUCCAUGAGCAUGACGGCCACAACCAGUUGGAACCUGAAUUCUAAGUAUCGCUCCUCUGCCUCAGCUUCCAUUCCCUUGAUCUGGAAUCAAGUUUACAUAAACAAAAAGCAUCCAAUGAGAAUAUGGACCAGAGUGGAAGAUCCUGUGCCCCAAAUGUUCAGUGUAAAAAUGUCUUAACAUAAUCUGGUAUUGUAUCUUGAUGUUCACUGAUUGUUUAGUUGAGGGCCCAUGAUUCAUGAAACAAAUGGUCAAGACUACUUUUGACCAGUGGGUAGGUACAGGGUGAACAUUCAAUGUAUAUUCAUGUAUAUCCCCCAUGGAGGUAGGUUUACAUAGAAUCUACACUUUCUAAUCAUACCAGUCUCUUAAAUGUAGUUACUAUGUCUUCAGUCCCAAAGAUUGUACAACUGAAGCCAAUGAAACAAUAUUGUAUAUAAGACUCUAUGUAAGACAUAUGUAUUGAGACACUAGCCUUAGUUAUCAAUGUUUUUACCUAACAAAAAAAGAAUACCAAAAAGAAAAAACGACCUACUGUCAUCAUUUCAUCUUAAAGGAAAAAGACAUCACAAAAAUGGCAGGGACAUAGAUUCAGAAUAAAGGACUAUUAUUUAAAUUAAAUAAAAUAUAGUCUUUAUAAAAAUCAAGCAAACAAACAAAGAAACAUUAUACAGUCUGAACAUGUGUACUUAAAAAAAAAAAAAAGGCAGUAAGGCAGCUCCAUCUACUUGACCCUCUGAGUUGGGAUUUACACACCCAGCUACCCCCAGAGAAACAUGCACAUACCUGCAAACACACACAAUGUAUUGAUUGAUCACUGUACCUGUCCAUACUACAGGUUCAAGAAUAUAAAAGAAACAUAAAAAAUUGUAUGUAUGCAAAACAAUAAUCAGAUUGUUUUUGGUAGUGUUUUCUUGAUUUUAAAAAUGGUCAGGUUAGUCACGUCAUAUCUUGGCUUGAGUAUUCUCAUGCUUAAUUUCUUCUGUAUGUUUGCAUUUGUGAAAAGAGCACAAAUGCUGUCUGACCAGUCUA